UGUAGCUAGCAGGAGUCCACUUUUCCUGUCCAUUCAAGGGCAUUGCCGGGGGCCCGAAGAUCAGCUUUGCACUGAGGCCUGUCAGCGAAGCAGGGCGGCCUAAUGGACCCUCAAAGACAUGUAGUGCUUCACCACAGGGGAUGUAUAAGCUGACAAGUCCCAGGUCUGAGCUCACACAGCCAUGGGGGACUGGAACCUGCUAGGAAAACUUCUCGAAAAAGCCCAGGAGCACUCCACCGUGGUGGGGAAGGUGUGGCUCACCGUCCUGUUCAUCUUCCGCAUCCUGAUCCUGAGUGCUGCGACAGAGAAGGUGUGGGGCGACGAGCAGUCGGGCUUCACCUGUGACACCAAGCAGCCCGGUUGCGAGAAUGUCUGCUAUGACAUCACUUUCCCCAUCUCCCACGUCCGCUUUUGGGUGCUGCAGAUCAUCUUUGUGUCCACGCCUACGCUGAUCUACCUGGGGCACAUCCUCCAUCUGGUGCGGAUGGAGGAAAAGCACAGAGAGAAGGAGAAAGAGAGGGAGAGGGAACAUGCGCAUCACUCGGACAAACAGGCCCUCAUUGUGGAUGGUCACCACAAAAAGGCUCUGGUGAGGGACGAGAAGGGCAGAGUGCGCCUGCAGGGGGAGCUCUUGCGCACAUAUGUCUUUAAUGUGAUCUUUAAAACCCUGUUUGAGGUGGGCUUCAUUGUGGCUCAAUACCUCUUAUACGGCUUUGAGCUGAGGCCCAUGUACACAUGUGAUAGACCGCCCUGCCCCAAUGUGGUAAAUUGCUACAUAUCCCGUCCCACAGAGAAAACCAUCUUCAUCAUCUUCAUGCUGGGGGUGGCCAGCGUGUCUCUUUUGCUCAACCUCAUAGAAAUCUACCACCUGGGCUUCACCAAGUGCCGUCAGGGCAUCAUCUUCAGGAGAGGUGAACAGUCAACCGGGAGCAUUUCCGAGGAGCCCAGUGAUACCGCUGUGCCCUUUGCGCCAAGUUAUGACGACUACUUCCACGGGCACCACCAAGUCCAGGCUGCCUACCCUCCCGUCCCCAGCUACAACCUCUCCCCUCUGUCCGAGGGCACAGACUCAUCGUUCCACCCAUACCACAGCAAGGCGGCUUACAAACAGAAUAAAGACAACUUGGCGGUGGAAAGGAGCAGCAGCAAGCCAGAGGAAUGUGACCUGAAAGGAAAGAAGGGAGCAGGAUCAGCCCCUGGGUCACCUACGCAGGCCAGGCCUGGCCGCAGUGCCAAACACAGCAACAACAAGACUAGAAUAGACGAUCUGAAGAUAUGAGGAGGUUUAUGUUUCUCUGAGGGGUCUUAAAUUGCUGUUAGAGGAUCAUAUGUUGUUUGGACGCAUUCAUACAUGUUGAACUGACUCCCCUCUAUAAGAUGGCACAGGUUUGACUCAUUCCAGCUUUGAGGGAAGUGACAUUUAUAGGGAACAUGAAGAAGCUGCAGUUGUUCUGUGAUAUGUAAUAAAGACUGUGGCUCAACAAAAGCAUUUCUAAUGAACUAAGACCUAAUUUUUCUCUUCUUCUUUCUUUCUUUCUUUCUUUCUUUCUUUCUUUCUUUCUUUCUUUCUUUCUUUCUUUCUUUCUUUCUAAAAACUUGAUUGGAUUUCACAUUAGAUUGUAGCACAAAUGGUUUAUGGUACCCCACUUGUGGCAACACCAUAUUUUCAGUAAAUGUUCAUAUUUAUUAAAUGUACUGAUGUUUUGUGAAGUGAAUUGAUUUGUGUAUCGUUCCACUCUUCACUAUUAUCUCUCUUCACUAUUAACAAAAUCAACAAAAACUAUGGUAGGCUCAGGUUUUAGAUUGAGCUCAUCUUUUUUUUUCUUUUCUUUGUUCAGUAUGUGAUGAAUGUGAAUGAACCCUGCCCAAACUUUUGGAACAGAAUCCAGGGCAGAAACUUGUUUCAGCGUUGACCUGACCUUGUUUAAGGAAAUCAGAUAGGGCGAAUAGUUAAAUUUAACUUCCUUUAACUGUUUUGAGGUCACCAUCUAGCAUAGUUCACUUGCUUAGACUUGAAGUGAAAAGUUGUGCAAUACCUGACAACACAUUGGACACUGGAGUCACUGUAACUAAUUCCAGGACGCGCCUCAAAAGAAAUUGCACUGGUCUCAGGAGUUCCCACAUUCUCUCUCUUUUUAUUGCGACAGCCAUCAAGUACAUAAUUAUAAGCACAUUGUUUUGUUUAUCCGUGUUUAUAUCUGUGUUUGUGUCGUUAGUUUUCUGUAAAGCACUUGGUGACAACCAUAUUUGUA
Molecule: messenger RNA, 2252 nt
Organism: Seriola dumerili (greater amberjack)
Lineage: Eukaryota; Metazoa; Chordata; Actinopteri; Carangiformes; Carangidae
Product: gap junction alpha-3 protein-like
Exons: 2
Coding region: 182-1279 (365 amino acids)
Biological process (GO): cell communication
Cellular component (GO): connexin complex
Source: RefSeq, a predicted model, not a curated record